Fonsecaea multimorphosa CBS 102226 is the source of this 1338-nucleotide messenger RNA. RefSeq lists its product as uncharacterized. The coding region runs from base 1 to 1338 and encodes 445 amino acids. The record is from RefSeq and is a predicted model, not a curated record. The transcript has a single exon. Gene Ontology annotation, molecular function: FAD binding; monooxygenase activity. NCBI's taxonomy places the organism in Eukaryota, Fungi, Ascomycota, Eurotiomycetes, Chaetothyriales, Herpotrichiellaceae.
AUGUCUUCAGCCUCGACUUCUCUCAAGGUGAUUGUCGUCGGUGGCGGCAUCGCCGGGCUGUGUACAGCUAUUGGACUGCGUCGCGCGGGCCACCAUGUGCACCUCUUUGAACGCACCGAGACAGCCACGGCCUUUGGCGCCGGGGUCGUGAUCGGCUACAACGCCUCCAAGGUGCUCACGUCGUGGGGGCUGGACUAUGCAAAGUAUAACAUCAACCCGGCCGAGACGUUCAAGAUGGUCAAGGGCGACACGUUGGAGGAGAUGAUGAGUUUCCCACCGGGCCUGUACGAGACGCUCGCGGGUGGGAGUCGUCAAUAUUACGCCCAUCGAAUCGAUCUCCAACAGGCUCUGCUGGGUCUGGCCACUGACCAAAAUGCACCCGGAACGCCCGUUACCAUCACCUACUCUGCUGAUGUGGCCGCCUAUGACCCGGAGGAAGGGAGCAUCACGCUCAAAGAUGGUUCAAGGUACCAGGCGGAUUUGGUGGUGGCUUCAGACGGCGUGCACUCGCUUGCGCCGCACUAUUUGCUUGGAGGGUCGGAUGCCGCCGCCGCCUACGACAUCUCGCACACAGGCACCACCAUCAUCCGGUUCAUGCUUCCCGCCUCGGCCAUCCUCGCCGACCCACAGACCGCACAUCUCAUCUCCUCGCCAGGGCAGUUCACCUGGUUCGUCCACCCGGACCGCAACCGCUGGCUCCUGCAAUAUCCCGUCCGCGACAACAGCGAGAUCAACUAUGGCAUGUACUCACGGAUAACAGCCAAUGAACAGGUCACCGAGCAGGUGCAGCGGUUCAAAUGCAACCGCGAGAGUCUGCAUCGGGAACUCGAAGGCUUCCACCCGGACAUUGGGAAGCUGGCGGACAAGACGAGCGAGAUUCUGCCCGUGUGGAAGCUUGCGGAGAGACCGCCGCUGCCGACGUGGUCCAAAGGCCGACUCGUCGUGGUGGGCGACGCGGCUCACCCGAUGCUCCCGAACCAGGGCCAAGGUGCUGGUAUGUGCAUCGAGGACGCCGGCGCGUUGAGCGGCCUGUUUACCGACAUGCAUGGAAGCAGGAUCGAGGACAUCACAGAGAGGUUGGAUCUGUUCUUCAACCUGAGGCACCCGAGAGCUUCGGCCGUGCAGCUCAUCAGCCAUUGUCCGUAUUUCGAGGAUGCCGUGAGCAUCAUGUGGGCAGAAUUGAUCAAAGUGGCCAAGCCACAAGACUUGCCCCGCGCCAACGACAGGAACAACAUCCGAGAGUGGCUGUUCGCUUAUGAUGUGAAUGCUGAAGCAGCAAAGGCCCUCGAGGCAGAUGGUCGGCCGGACUUACCACUUGGGAACGCGAUUGUAUCCUGA